AUGAAUAAUACCGAACAGGUCGGACUCGUAUUUUUCGUCUGUCGUCCUGCGAGGGUGUCCACAUUGGCUGUUCGGGACACGCGACAUGAAGUGCUAACAGUAAUGGGUGCAGCAGGUUCUAAACUCGAGAAAGCUUUAGGCGACCAGUUUCCUGAAGGCGAACGAUACUUCGGCCUCGAGAAUUUCGGCAACACUUGUUACUGCAAUAGCGUCUUGCAGGCGCUUUACUUCUGUGUACCAUUUCGAGAACAGUUGUUAGAAUAUUAUGCUAAUGGUAAAAAUAUUGGGGAUGCUGAAGAGAAUCUCUUGACUUGCUUGGCAGACUUAUUUACUCAGAUAAGUUCACAGAAGAAGAAAACAGGCGUCAUUGCUCCAAAGCGUUUCGUACAGAGAUUGAAAAAACAAAAUGAGCUUUUCCGAAGCUAUAUGCACCAGGAUGCUCAUGAGUUUUUGAAUUUUUUGCUAAAUGAACUGGUUGACAUCCUGGAGAAAGAGGCCCAAGCUGUAAAAAGUGAUCCUGAAACUUCUUCCCCGCCUGAAAAAACUGCAAAUGGACCAAAGCAUGCUCAAGCAAAUGGCAUUUCAAAAGAGCCUUUGGUUACCUGGGUGCACAAAAAUUUUCAGGGAAUACUUACCAACGAGACAAGGUGCUUGCAAUGUGAGACUGUGACAGCAAGAGAUGAAACUUUUUUUGACUUGAGCCUUGAUAUCGAACAAAACAGUUCCAUAACAAGCUGCUUGAAGAAUUUUAGUUCCACAGAGACUUUGAAUGCAGAGGAUAAGUUUUUCUGUGACAAGUGCUGCAGUUUGCAAGAAGCCCAAAAAAGGAUGAAGAUAAAGAAGCCUCCUCACAUCUUGGUCAUCCAUCUGAAAAGGUUUAAAUACAUUGAGCAGCUUGGUCGUUACAAGAAGUUGUCUUACCGAGUUGUCUUUCCACUUGAGCUGAAGCUGAGUAAUACUGUGGAAGAUGCAGAUAUUGAAUACUCGCUAUUUGCUGUUGUUGUCCAUGUAGGAAGUGGACCUAAUCAUGGGCACUAUGUGAGCCUUGUGAAAAGCCACAACCACUGGUUAUUUUUCGAUGACGAAAAUGUUGAGAUGAUUGACGAAUCUGCUGUGCAGACAUUUUUUGGGUCAGCGCAGGAAUAUUCGAGUAAUACGGAUCAUGGGUAUAUCUUAUUUUACGAGAGCAUUGGUGCUAGUAACAACAAGAGUUGA
Molecule: messenger RNA, 1215 nt
Organism: Dovyalis caffra
Lineage: Eukaryota; Viridiplantae; Streptophyta; Magnoliopsida; Malpighiales; Salicaceae
Source: the annotation of a GenBank genome assembly